ACACUGUCCAUUAUUUAAACAUUAUUAUUAAAAUACUGUCCAAAUUUUGGUGCAACUGGGGAGACCACAGGUCCUCCACUCCAAGAUGUUUUUCCCAUCCUUAGGAGAAAAAGAACUUCAGUUCCAUGCUAAGGUGAAUCUCAGGUUCAACAUGUAUGAAUCUUAGUUUUAGGAAUAACUGUAGAAGCUCUUUACAAAUUGUUUGGAUAAUGGAACAAGUCAAUGCAAUAUGCUCACAGAUGUACAGAGAUAUUCCCCUUAGACAAUAUUUACAAACAGGUUAUCCACAACCCCUUAAGCUGCCUGUUGAGUUUGUAUAAUAGACCAAUUCUAGCUGGUCUAUCACUUAUGUUGAUAUGGUGAAACAUAAUGAAUGAAUCUCUUCAUCUACUGUGCUAGCUAUGAGUUGAGUUUAUUGGUAUUUAUUCUUUCUUUAGGAAUAGACUGAUAGCUGCACAUCUUUUUCUACUCAAUUUCCCCCCAGAACACAAGACUAUACAAUAUAGUAUUGUAAACUCCAUGGGGCCAGAGAAUAUACUUGUAUUUCCAGAACUUAGCACAGUGCCUGAUAUAUAAUAUGAAAUCAAUAAGCAUUUGUUGAGUAAACAAAUAAAGUUAGCUUUGUUCUUACACCAUUCUCAAAGUGUCUGGCACCAUUUCCACAUUCAUAAUCUCACAGGAAAACAGAAGUUACCAUUUUUAUUUAUAAUCCACCCCAUAUGUUACCCAUAGUUUGUCUUUGUGUGUUAGUCACCCCACAUACAACCCGUGGUUUGUUGUAUGUGUGCAUGUGUGCAUAAAUCUAAGUAAGUGGAGUACGUUUUGUAGCAUUUUCAGCAAACUAGGUCUAAGUACAACACAUGGUGGCGCUGUAAGCUAAGGCUGCAAAAAACAGACCUGCGGAUGGUUACUGUUUUGGCAGUCACACACAGACCUAUCUAACAGAAGAGCAAUCUUAACGGAACUUUCUUGCGGCAAGGAUUGACUGCCAGAGCACAUUGCUUACAGACCCAAAAGGCACCCGGACCCUAAAGGCUUUUGCUGUUGGAGAAAUGGAGACUGAAAGGGAGCGCUUUCCUAAACUAAGGCAAGUUCUUCUCUUUGUUUUGCUGGCUCAGACUUGCGCGGAGCAGGAAGAUUACAGCAUCGCAGAAGAAACCGACAGAGGUUCUUUUGUGGCCAAUCUAGCAAAGGAUAUAGGGCUAGGGGUAGGAGAGCUGUCUUGGAGGAGGGCUCGGGUCGUUUUUAGUAAUCACAAAAGACAUUUUCAGCUGAACCUUCAGACUGGAGAUUUACAAGUAAAUGAGAAACUGGAUCGGGAAGAACUGUGUGGCCACAUUGAGCCUUGUGUGCUGCAAUUCCAAGUGUUACUGAAAGAACCUUUGGAGGUAUAUAGGUUUAAGCUUUUGGUUAAUGAUAUAAAUGACAAUUCCCCUGUGUUCCCAGAGACAGAAAUGAUUUUGAAAAUUCUGGAAAAUACUCUCCCAGGGACUGUGUUUCCCCUAAAAAAUGCACAAGAUUUGGAUGUAGGCAUCAAUAACAUUCAGAACUACACCGUCUACCCCAACUCUCAUUUCCACGUUCUUACCCGCAUUGGUGGUGAGGGCAGAAAGUACCCGGAGCUGGUUCUGCUCAAAGCUCUAGACAGAGAGGAGCAGCCUGAGCUCAGGUUAACCCUCACCGCAGUAGAUGGUGGAGCUCCUCCUAAAACUGGGACUGCACUGGUCCUCGUUGAUGUCUUGGACAUCAAUGACAAUGCCCCUGAGUUUGUGCACCCAGUCUAUCAUGUGCAGAUCCUGGAAAACAGUACCCUGGGAUCCCUUAUUGUCACUGUUUCUGCUAGAGAUUUAGACACGGGAAUAAAUGGAGAAGUAUUCUACUCAUUUUUUUAUGCUGAUGAAGAGAUUACUAAGACAUUUGCACUUAAUGAACUAACAGGAGAAAUUAAAAUAAUUAAGAAACUUGAUUUUGAAAAAAUUAUGUCAUAUGAGGUAGAUAUUAAGGCCUCUGAUGGGGCAGGUCUUUCUGGAAAAUGCAUGGUCAAAAUACAAGUGGUGGAUAUAAAUGACAACAGUCCAGAACUGACAGUGGCUUCACUUAUAAGCCUUAUCCCGGAAAAUUCCCCCAAGACUACCAUAGCUCUUUUCAGUGUUCAAGACCGAGACUCUGGGGAAAAUGGAAGGAUGAUUUGUUACAUUCAACAGGAUGUUCCCUUCACUCUAAAACCUUCCAUUGAGAAUUUCUACAAGCUUGUAACAGAAGGAGCGCUGGACAGAGAGACCAAAGCUGAAUAUAACAUAACCAUCACGGUCACAGAUCUGGGAACCCCAAAGCUGAAAACGGAGCACAACAUAACCGUGCUGGUGUCUGACGUCAACGACAACGCCCCCGCCUUCACCCAGGCCUCCUACACCCUGCGGGUCCGCGAGAACAACAGCCCCGCCCUGCACAUCGGCACCGUCAGCGCCACAGACACAGACGCCGGCGCCAACGCCCAGGUCACCUACUCGCUGCUGCCGCCCGCCGACCCGCACGUGCCCCUGGCCUCCCUCGUGUCCAUCAACGCCGACAACGGCCACCUGUUCGCCCUGCGGUCCCUGGACUACGAGGCCCUGCGCGCCUUCGAGUUCCGCGUGGGCGCCGCCGACCGCGGCUCGCCGCCGCUGAGCAGCCAGGCGCUGGUGCGCGUGCUCGUGGAGGACGACAACGACAACGCGCCCUUCGUGCUGUACCCGCUGCAGAACACCUCGGCGCCCUGCACCGAGCUGCUGCCCAGGGCGGCCGAGCCGGGCUACCUGGUGACCAAGGUGGUGGCGGUGGACGGCGACGCGGGCCAGAACGCCUGGCUGUCGUACCAGCUGCUCAAGGCCACGGAGCCCGGGCUGUUCGGCGUGUGGGCGCACAACGGCGAGGUGCGCACGGCCAGGCCGCUGAGCGAGCGCGACGCGGCCAGGCACAGGCUGCUGGUGCUGGUCAAGGACAAUGGCGAGCCGCCGCUGUCGGCCAGCGUCACGCUGCACGUGCUGCUGGUGGACGGCUUCUCGCAGCCCCACCUGCCGCCCCCGGAAGCGGAAGCGGAGGCGGCGGCCGCGGCGCCGGCCGACCCGCUCACCGUCUACCUGGUGGUGGCCUUGGCGUCCGUGUCGUCGCUCUUCCUCUUCUCGGUGCUGGUGUUCGUGGCGGUGCGGCUGUGCGGGCGGGGCGGGGCUGCGCGGGCGGGUCGCUGCUCGGUGCCCGAGGGCCCCUUCCCGGGCCACCUGGUGGACGUCAGCGGCACCGGCACCCUGUCCCACAGCUACCAGUAUGAGGUGUGUCUGAGCCGAGGUAUUGGGACCAGCGAGUUUAAGUUUCUGAAAUCUGUUGCCUCUAAUCGUCAGGGGUCUGUGAAUGAUGUAGAGGAAAACUCAAAUUUUGUAAAUGGUUUUUGAUUCAAUUAAGAAUCUGUUGGU
This is a messenger RNA of Camelus dromedarius (Arabian camel), 3449 nucleotides long. Its product is annotated as protocadherin beta-15. Gene Ontology annotation, biological process: homophilic cell-cell adhesion. The transcript has a single exon. Lineage: Eukaryota; Metazoa; Chordata; Mammalia; Artiodactyla; Camelidae. Bases 1053 to 3428 code for a protein of 791 amino acids. Gene Ontology annotation, cellular component: plasma membrane. The record is from RefSeq and is a predicted model, not a curated record. Gene Ontology annotation, molecular function: calcium ion binding.